CCAAUAGUAUAAAGAAAUAUAUAUUUGUGGGCGGACGUUGCGCAAAAGCAAGAUAGUUUACAAGAAGUUAAUGGCUAGGAAACGGGUUGCUUUGCUUAUUUUUUCAACGACUUCAGAUGUCUGGUUUUGAGAAGUUCAUGUUUUGGAAGUCGUCACAGUAAGCGCGGAUACAAGUUUCAAGGCUCCUCGUUUCAGGUCUCAGCCUUGUGUACACGCGUGACGGAAGCUAUGCAGAAUGCUGUGACCGGGACGGACAUGCUCACGGAAGGCUUUGAGGAUGAGAUCGACUCGGUAACUCCGCGCUCGCCAGUGACGGGACUCGGAAGUGAAGCCGGCGUCGGACUCUCCGCCGCUGCCAAGGUUCGUCUGUUCGGGGGCUCGUCGACUGGGAACGAGAGACUGGAUUUCAGGUUGGCUGCCGCUGCCGCUGUGCUCUCCUCCGGAACUGGCUCUGGCAGUGACGACGACGAAGUGUCUGAGGUUGAGUCGUUUAUUUUGGACCAAGAGGACUUGGACAAUCCAGUGCUUAAAACUGCUUCUGAACUCUUCCUAUCCACUGCUGCUGAAGGAACUGACUUUAGAACUGUUGAUCCGGAGACACAGGCACGCCUAGAAGCAUUAUUAGAAGCUGCAGGAAUUGGUAAAUUGUCCACUGCUGAUGGUAAAGCCUUUGCAGAUCCUGAAGUACUUCGAAGAUUGACGUCAUCUGUGAGCUGUGCUUUGGAUGAAGCUGCGGCUGCGCUAACUCGGAUGAGAGCGGACAAUACUCUUAGCACAGGACAAGUAGACAAUCGUAGUCUAGCAGAAGCCUGUUCCGAUGGAGAUGUUAAUGCUGUUCGUAAACUGCUUGAUGAAGGCAGAAGUGUAAAUGAACACACAGAGGAGGGAGAAAGUCUUCUCUGCUUGGCCUGUUCUGCUGGAUAUUAUGAGCUGGCACAAGUGUUGCUUGCUAUGCAUGCAAAUGUUGAAGAUCGAGGAAAUAAAGGUGACAUUACACCUUUAAUGGCAGCUGCCAGUGGGGGUUUUGUUGAUAUUGUAAAACUGUUAUUGGCUCAUUCUGCAGAUGUGAAUGCACAGUCAUCGACUGGUAACACUGCUCUUACGUAUGCAUGUGCUGGCGGCUUUGUUGAUGUCGUUAAAGUUUUGCUAAAAGAAGGUGCUAAUAUAGAGGAUCACAAUGAAAAUGGGCACACCCCUUUAAUGGAAGCAGCUAGUGCUGGGCACGUAGAGGUGGCAAGGGUCUUGCUAGAAUUUGGAGCAGGCAUCAACACGCAUUCAAAUGAAUUCAAAGAAAGUGCCCUUACGCUGGCAUGCUAUAAAGGCCAUUUAGACAUGGUUCGAUUUUUGCUGGAUGCUGGAGCUGAUCAAGAGCAUAAAACUGAUGAGAUGCACACUGCCUUAAUGGAGGCCUGCAUGGAUGGCCAUGUGGAAGUAGCACGUUUACUGCUAGACAGCGGUGCUCAAGUAAACAUGCCUGCAGAUUCUUUUGAGUCUCCUUUGACUUUGGCAGCCUGUGGAGGUCAUGUGGAACUUGCUGCCCUUCUGAUAGAAAGAGGGGCUAAUUUGGAAGAAGUAAAUGAUGAAGGUUAUACACCUUUAAUGGAAGCUGCACGAGAGGGCCAUGAAGAAAUGGUGGCACUCUUACUUGCACAAGGGGCCAACAUAAAUGCACAGACAGAAGAAACACAAGAAACUGCUCUUACCUUGGCGUGCUGUGGUGGAUUUUCAGAAGUGUCCGAUUUUCUCAUCAAAGCAGGGGCAGACAUAGAACUUGGCUGUUCUACACCUCUUAUGGAAGCUGCUCAGGAGGGGCAUUUAGAGCUAGUGAAAUAUUUGUUGGCAGCAGGCGCAAAUGUACAAGCAACAACGGCUACAGGGGAUACAGCUCUGACAUACGCAUGUGAAAAUGGUCACACGGAUGUUGCUGAUGUCUUGUUGCAAAAUGGCUCUGAUUUAGAACAUGAAUCUGAAGGGGGAAGAACUCCACUAAUGAAAGCUGCAAGAGCUGGUCACCUUUGCACAGUACAGUUUCUCACUAGCAAAGGUGCUAAUAUAAAUAGAGCUACUGCAAAUAAUGAUCACACUGUGGUAUCACUUGCAUGUGCUGGAGGUCAUCUUGCAGUUGUUGAAUUACUUCUAGCACAUGGUGCAGAUCCAACUCAUCGCUUAAAGGAUGGCUCUACCAUGCUAAUAGAAGCAGCAAAAGGUGGCCAUACUAAUGUUGUUUCCUAUUUACUGGAUUAUCCAAACAACAUUUCAUCAGUCCCAGCAACAGAUAUGUCUCAGAUGACUCCACCAUCUAAUGAUCAACCUCCGAUUCCACGUGUACCUAUAAAUACAUUGGCAAUGGUGGUACCCCCUCAAGAGCCUGAUAAAGCUCCUGAACAACUUGCGACAGAAAGAGGAAAAUUAAAGCAAAAGCCAGAUAACCUGCAUACAUCUGAUCAGGAUCUGCGAUCACCAUUUCAUCCAUGUCAGCUAUUGGAAUGUAUAGUAGAAGAAACCGAAGGAAAGCUUAAUGAACUUGGUCAAAGAAUUAGUGCUAUUGAAAAGGCACAGCUCAAAUCAUUAGAACUGAUUCAAGGCGAACCUCUGAAUAAAGAUAAAAUAGAAGAGCUUAAAAAGAACAGAGAAGAGCAAGUCCAGAAGAAAAAGAAAAUUCUAAAGGAGCUUCAGAAAGUAGAACGGCAAUUGCAAAUGAAAACACAACAGCAGUUCACCAAAGAAUAUUUGGAAUCGAGCCCCCCGAAAGAUCCAACAGCUCCGCAUCAGUGUCCUCUUAAAAGUGUAAUCCCACAGUUAGAGUCAAAUGAUGAUGAAUUUUCAGAGGAGAACUGUGCAAAUUUGCCUCAGGUUGAAAAUAUCUUUGCUAAUGACGGUGAUCAGCAGUUAUUGCCUCAGCCCGAUGUUGAGCAGAUGGGAUUUGUACCUAUUCAUCCAUCGUCAACAUCAGUAUCAGAAUUCUCAAGUGAAAUUGAACUCUGUGAAAUAAAUUCUCUUCAGCCACCAGUAUAUGGAAGCCAACUAUUGCUAGAACAGCAACAAGCAGCCAAUCAGGUACUUUUAUGUCAAGCACCAGAUGCAUUAAUGGUUGCCUCGCCAGCACAGACCCUUACUGAAACCCUUGAUGACAUCAUGGCUGCUGUGAGUAGUAGAGUGCCUUCUUUACCUGACGAAUCCUCCCUUCCCACUGCAUCUUCACUAAGUCUUCAGUCGACUCCAACACCACAAUCAUUGCUCUCUACUUUCCCCUCAAUAGAUAUUGACGCACACACUGAAAGUAAUCAUGAUACAGCAUUAACCCUUGGAUGUGCUGGAGGUCAUGAAGAGUUAGUGUCUGUGUUGAUUACACGUUCUGCUAAUGUUGAACACAGAGACAAAAAAGGUUUCACGCCCCUUAUUUUGGCUGCUACUGCUGGACAUGUUGGAGUUGUAGAGAUUCUGUUGGAUAAAGGAGCAGACAUUGAAGCACAGUCAGAACGUACUAAGGAUACUCCUCUCUCGCUUGCAUGCUCUGGUGGGCGUCAAGAGGUGGUUGAGCUGCUAUUGGCUCGGGGUGCUAACAAAGAGCACAGAAAUGUUUCAGACUAUACCCCACUCAGCUUGGCUGCGUCUGGUGGAUAUGUCAAUAUUAUUAAAAUUCUUCUUAAUGCUGGUGCAGAAAUUAACUCAAGAACCGGCAGUAAGCUUGGGAUUUCUCCUUUGAUGCUGGCUGCAAUGAAUGGACACGUCCCUGCCGUUAAGCUGCUUCUUGAUAUGGGUUCUGACAUCAAUGCUCAGAUUGAAACAAAUCGUAAUACUGCACUUACUUUGGCUUGCUUUCAGGGCAGAGCAGAAGUAGUGAGCCUCCUCUUAGAUAGAAAAGCUAAUGUUGAACACAGAGCUAAGACCGGACUUACACCACUAAUGGAGGCAGCCUCAGGGGGUUAUGCAGAAGUGGGACGAGUUCUUCUAGACAAAGGAGCUGAUGUGAAUGCACCUCCAGUGCCUUCAUCAAGGGAUACGGCUUUAACAAUUGCCGCAGACAAAGGUCAUUACAAAUUCUGUGAACUGCUAAUCAGUAGGGGAUCGCAUAUUGAUGUUCGAAAUAAAAAAGGAAACACGCCUCUUUGGCUAGCUGCAAAUGGCGGUCAUUUUGAUGUAGUACAGCUUCUUGUACAAUCCGGGGCUGAUGUAGAUGCGGCUGAUAAUAGAAAGAUCACCCCUCUGAUGUCUGCAUUCCGUAAGGGUCACUUAAAAGUGAUACAGUUUUUGGUCAAAGAAGUAAACCAAUUUCCAUCUGAUAUUGAGUGCAUGCGAUACAUUGCCACUAUAACCGAUAAGGACCUUUUGAAGAAAUGCCAUCAGUGUAUGGAAACAAUUGUUAAGGCAAAAGACCAGCAAGCGGCAGAAGCAAACAAGAAUGCAAGCAUCCUCCUUAAAGAGCUAGAUUUAGAGAAGUCAAGAGAAGAAACCAAAAAACAAGCUCUUGCAGCAAAAAGAGAAAAGAGAAAGGAGAAAAGAAAGAAGAAAAAGGAAGAGCAAAAGAAAAAAGUGGGAGAUGAUGAAGAUAGUAAGACGCUGGAGAUAUUUGAUCUACAAGAUGAUGACGACAAUGACUUAGAAGUAGAGGAAGAAGUUCCUAUAGAACCUCCAAGUGCUACGACUACAACAACCAUUGGAAUCUCUGCAACGUCGGCCACAUUUACAAAUAUUUUUGGAAAAAGAGCAAAUGUUGCGACAACUCCAAGCACAAACAGGAAGAACAAGAAAAACAAAACCAAAAGUACCUCUCCAAAAUUGCAAAUAAUUAUGCAAGAUCAGCACAUGUCUCUAGCUCAGAAAAAAGCAGAUAAGAACAAAAUUCAUGGAGAGCCAAGAGGUGGUGGUACCAGCAGAAAUAGCGAUUCCGAGAACUUGGAUAACAACGACUGCAACAGCGAGAGCAGUGCUGGCGAUAAAAGUCAAGAGCUUUCCUCUUCUGGGGAAAGUCAAUAUUCUUCAUUGCUGCUUAACCAUGAAGAAAAACCAAGCACCCCUGCUUCCAAAUUCCCCAUAAGACUUGAAAAUGAAUUGUGCCACAAUGCGCUAUCCAGUUACAAAACUGUAACCGUGUCACCAAUUGGGAAACUGAACCUAAGCAGCCCUAAAAGGGGGCAAAAAAGAGAGGAAGGGUGGAAAGAAGUUGUCAGAAGGUCAAAGAAACUUUCUGUACCUGCAUCUGUCGUAUCCAGGAUAAUGGGGAGAGGAGGCUGUAACAUUACUGCUAUUCAGGAUGUUACUGGUGCCCACAUUGAUGUUGACAAACAAAAGGACAAAAAUGGAGAGCGAAUGAUUACAAUACGGGGAGGAACAGAGUCGACCAGGUAUGCCGUGCAGCUUAUAAACGCUCUCAUUCAAGAUCCCGCGAAAGAACUCGAAGACUUGAUUCCAAGAAACCACAUCCGCAAUCCCAUCAACUCAAAACUAAAUUCCAUGUCGCAGUCGGGAGCAAGCAAUUUGUCCUCAAACAAGGCUGCGUUUUCUCUGAGUACUGCCACGUUAUCCACAUCGCAGUCUACUGGUUUACCCGUGUUUCCGGCCCCCAACAGACCAAACAAAAACAUGCAAACAAACGUACGUUCACCUUUCAAAGUGACUCUCCCAGUAUCUUAUUCUCAUCCUCAUUUUGCCCUUUUGGCUGCUCAAACAAUGCAGCAAAUCAGACAUCCACGUUUACCUAUGGCCCAGUUUGGAGGAACCUUUAAUCACGCCCCAAGCACGUGGGGUCCUUUCCCUGUGAGACCAGUCAGCCCUGGUAGUGCAAACAGUUCUCCAAAGCACAAUGGUAACGGACGUUCAGCUUAUCCUCCGAUGGGAAGCUCCGUGCACACAGACAGCACAGCAACAUCAAUGACUGGCCCAGUUGCAAUGUCUCCUUUAGCUCAGCAUUUGUGCAUGGCCGAUAGUUCUCCAUCUUCCAGAAAACAACUACUGACCUGCUGCCCUAAAACCAGCAACGUGUCUUCUGCCAUGUCCAGCAUCUGCACCCCUCUUCCUCCAGUUGCAUCAAAUUGUGGGACAAUCUCCAGUGCACUUUCACCUCCCAAUGUUGCACAAACAGAGCACUUUUUCUUAUCUAAAAAUGAUGCUUUUUCAACUCCCAAAGAAAAACCGUCUAAAACGGAUCAGCCGGUGGACAUGUUCUCCUUAUCCCCUGCCAGAUUCAACAACUCUUCAUGUAAUAAUAAUAGAGUAGUCCCCGGCCAGUCCCCCCAAAAUAGCCGAAAAGGCGAAACGCAGCUUUCUGGCAUUUCAGAUAUGAGCCAGCCAAAGACUGUUGCCCUGAUGCCUAGCGUAGAUUCCGCAUCAGUAUCUGCAUCCUCUAUUAGAGCAGUGGCACACGGAGCUGGGGAGUCUCAGGAUAACUGCAGCAUUUUACAGCUAGCCGCCGCUUCUUCUGCUGCACCUCCAAAUUGCUCUCCGAGAAUGCAGUCUACAGGUUCUUUCUACUCGAUAGGUCCUUCCAUGACAAUGCAACAGGACGGCCAGUCUAUUUAUGGUGCAGAUCAACUUUCAAUUCCCCCUCAGGAAGCACAAAAACAACUAAGCCAAGCACCUGCGCUGCCAAUGACCCCUGUUAUGAACAGUUCACAGAUGCACCUUAAUGUGGCCAAUAAACAUUUGCCUCCUUCAUUUGGACCAGCAUUUCUCAAUCACUUUUCUAGUCUUUUUGAUAACCGGGUAUCAUCCAUGAACCAAAGCUGGGGGGGAUGCCCAGUGGCACCUCAAACGGGCGAUCCAGCUUUUCACUCCCAGUCUCCUUUCCUUGGCAACUCUGUUCUUGGACAUGUGGACAGUAUUCAUUCUUCAGAAGGUUCUAAAGCUCCAGGAUUUCGGGCAUCUCAAAGGGCAUCCUCUUGUUCAGUCGCUAUGUCCUCUUUGGAGACAUCGGACCCUUCCUCCUCUGCACCCCUGAUGACGUUUUCAUCAAGUGUCCAUGCAAAUCAAGCCUUUCUGCAAGGGACUACAGUAACACCCAACUUUAGCAGGCAACAUUUUUCGCCCCAUCCUUGGACAAACCCUUCCAAUACAUGUGAGUCUCCGGUCUCCUCUGGUGCGCCAUCUCCAUUAUCAUCUGUAUCAUCAACUUCGUCCCUGGGUCAGCAGUUAUCGGGCAACUUGACUUACGACCGCAAAAUACCUCCUCCAAUUGGAACAGAGAGACUUGCGCGGAUACGACAGGGAAGUUCAGUGCCCCCCGCUGCUUUGGGAUCCAGCUUUUCAGCUCCAGUUGGGAAUUCUGGCAUUUGGUCGUUUGGAGUAAAUAAUGAAUCCGAGGGUUUUUCUGGUUGGUCCCACCCAGUCAUGGGCAGCCAUGCUAUACACAAGGCUCAUCCAGACACCGUGGCCUUUUCACAGCAUCAGCAGAUGGAGAGAGACGAAUCUGGAAUAAUGAAUCCUUCCAAUUUCUACCACCAAAACAUGUCGAGUAAUUUUGUGGAUAUUUCAAAAGGGCUCCCAAUGUCUUUGUAUGGGGGCGCAGUGAUACCGUCACAUACACAAAUGCCUGAUGGCCCCAACUGUCAGGUCUUUAAUGGAGUGCACCCACAAGAUGCUGCUUGGAGUCCAAUGAUGAAGGUGGUGCCGAGUUCAGCCGAAUGUACAGAUGCCCAGAAGAUUUGGCCGGGGACCUGGACGCCUCACAUUGGAAACGUUCACUUGAAGUACGUGAACUGAAUGAGAGGAAACCGUUCAACCCAAAACUGAAAUACUUGAGCGCACCAGGGAGUUUGGUUUAUUUUGUUUUCAUGGUUUCGGUUUUUUUUUUUUUUCCUCCUAAUUCCACUGUUCUAAGGUUGCCCAGUGGACCGGAAAACCCAGUCCCGUUGCUUCAGAACGAAAAGGAUUUGCCGUAUUUAAUAACGAAAAUUGGGUUCAGUCUAGUCAUGCGAAUUAAGAACAAAUCCAUGACCUGAUGCAGUGGCUAUUAUUGAAACACGGUCGCAUUCAGACAAAAACACAUUUAUCAUCUCACUCGUUUUAAAGGGGAUUUCCACUCCUACAAUGAAAACAUAACAUUUUGCAUAAAGUUACAAAAAAAAAAAAAAAGUAAAUGUUUUUGGUAAUAAAGAUGCGUCUGUCUGAUCGUUUCUGUUCUCUGCAAUAGAAACAAUGUUCCAAGAGUCGUGUCUCUCCUCCGGCCAAGGCUCCAGGUAUUGCGGGAAUUCCAGUCUUGCCGGGAGGGAGGGAUGUGACAUCUGUUAUGUUGUUUCAGCAGUCGGGAGAAGCAGUGCAGAACAGAGGGCUUCUGAUUUCAGUAACUGCAAAAGCUUUGAAAACCCUUUUUAAUUUUUUAUUUCGUUACGUAAAAAUGCGACCGUUCUCAUUGUUUGGGUGCAGUUCCCUUUUAAGAGGGUAAAUGGUUUGCGCUUUACAAACCUACGACGAGAUCUGAGUGCAGCUUCUGUUGUUUAGUUGUUCUGCCUUAUGUAGCCUUUAUUAAUGUGAACUAUAUUCCCAAAUAUACAAUAAAAAAGUGCUUACACCAAA
Xenopus laevis (African clawed frog) is the source of this 8511-nucleotide messenger RNA. RefSeq names its product ankyrin repeat and KH domain-containing protein 1 (gene ankhd1.L). The coding region runs from base 229 to 7698 and encodes 2489 amino acids. Lineage: Eukaryota; Metazoa; Chordata; Amphibia; Anura; Pipidae. The transcript is spliced from 34 exons. The record is from RefSeq and is a predicted model, not a curated record.